AUGGAGUGCUUUUCCAGUUUUAUAGAUCAAAAAACAAUGGAUGAUCUAAAAAAUUUCUCACUUCAUCCAGGUGACCUGUUUGUAGUGACUUAUCAAUCUGGUACUACUUGGCCACAACAAAUUGUAAAACUCAUACAAAGAAGUACUUUUGAUAGUAUGACAUCAAAGUUCAUCUGCUAUCCCGACCAACAUAUAGAUCCUAGUUGUUUGUCUCAUCAUAAAGAUGUUACACCUUUCUUACGUAAAGGUAUUAUAGGUGAUUGGAAGAAUCACUUUACUGAGGAACAAUCUACAAGACUAGAUACUGAGACGUAUGCUAAAAGAAUGACUGGGAGUGGUCUAGAGUUUAGCUAUGAAUAA
Messenger RNA from Gigantopelta aegis, 360 nucleotides. RefSeq names its product sulfotransferase 1C4-like. NCBI's taxonomy places the organism in Eukaryota, Metazoa, Mollusca, Gastropoda, Neomphalida, Peltospiridae. Gene Ontology annotation, cellular component: cytoplasm. Gene Ontology annotation, molecular function: sulfotransferase activity. Gene Ontology annotation, biological process: sulfation. The record is from RefSeq and is a predicted model, not a curated record.